Pediculus humanus corporis (human body louse) is the source of this 1326-nucleotide messenger RNA. Its product is annotated as protein phosphatase 2A, 59 kDa regulatory subunit B, putative. Gene Ontology annotation, biological process: cortical cytoskeleton organization; B cell homeostasis; regulation of dephosphorylation. Gene Ontology annotation, molecular function: calcium ion binding. NCBI's taxonomy places the organism in Eukaryota, Metazoa, Arthropoda, Insecta, Psocodea, Pediculidae. The record is from RefSeq and is a predicted model, not a curated record. The transcript is spliced from 7 exons. The coding region runs from base 1 to 1326 and encodes 441 amino acids. Gene Ontology annotation, cellular component: spindle; centrosome.
AUGAGUUUAAAAACUUUAUUACAAAAAACUGCUUCGCAAUCAAGUUUUGGAAAAACCAAAGAAGAAAUAGCUGAAAAUAAUGUUAAAAUUGAAUGUGCUGCAUUUAAUAAAUAUUAUCAAAAACAAAAUGAUUGCGAUAAAAAUGAAAAAUCUGGAACAAUACCAAAAUUUUAUUUUAAGCUUCCCAGAGAGCAUGAAAAAUUAGCCAUUAAAUUAAGAGAAGAAUCCCGUGCUAUGUUUCUUCAAAGAAGAAACAGAGAACUACUUGGAAGUAAUGAAUUAAACUCAUUAUGGAUAUUAUUAGAUAAACAUCACAGUCCUCCUUAUUAUUCCGACGAACAAUUUAUUAAUUACCAAGACUUUUUGAAAGUUGCUUCUUUAGCAGGUGCCAAAUGCAAGCCUUAUUUUGUUCCUGAAGUUUUUGCUAAACUUCAACAGGGAGAUAAUUAUGGAAGAAUCAGUGUUAUGUCCCUUUUUAAUUACAUAAUGAAAAAAGUAUGGUUGCAUCAAACUAGAAUAGGAUUGUCUUUGUAUGAUCAAACUGGCCAAGGAUAUCUAAGAGAAUCAGAUUUAGAAAAUUAUAUUCAAGAAUUAAUACCUACUCUAACACAAUUAGAUGGUUUGGAAAAAUCAUUUCAUAAUUUUUAUGUUUGCACAGCUGUCAGAAAGUUUUUAUUUUUUUUGGAUCCUUUAAGGACAGGAAAAGUUAGAAUUCAAGAUAUUUUAGCAUGUAGUUUUUUAGAUGAUCUAUUAGAAUUAAGAGACGAAGAAUUGCCAAAGGAUGCACAAGAUGGAAACUGGUUUUCAGUACCUUCUGCUUUAAGAGUUUAUGGACAAUAUUUAAACUUGGACAAAGAUCACAAUGGAAUGUAUGGAACUGGCACCCUAACAAAUGCCUUUUUAGAUAGAGUAUUUCAAGAAUGUUUAACCUAUGAAGGCGAAAUGGAUUACAAAACAUAUUUAGAUUUGGUUUUAGCUUUAGAAAACAGACAAGAACCUCAAAGUUUACAGUAUUUAUUUAGAAUAUUAGACAUUAACAGCAAAGGCUAUUUAGAUACAUUUUCAUUUAAUUAUUUUUUUAGAGCCAUUCAAGAACAAAUGACUGCACACGGUCAGGAACCUGUUUCUUUUGAAGAUAUAAAAGAUGAAAUAUUUGAUAUGGUUAAACCAGCUGACCCAUUUAAAAUAACUUUAAAAGAUUUAUUUCAAUGUGGUCAAGGUGAAACUGUUGUUAGCAUAUUGAUUGAUCUUAAUGGUUUUUGGACUUAUGAAAAUAGAGAAGCAAUGGCAUCAGAAGCUGUAGAAGACAGUUCCGAUUCUCAAUAA